This is a messenger RNA of Metarhizium album ARSEF 1941, 1125 nucleotides long. RefSeq names its product L-arabinitol 4-dehydrogenase. Lineage: Eukaryota; Fungi; Ascomycota; Sordariomycetes; Hypocreales; Clavicipitaceae. Gene Ontology annotation, biological process: D-sorbitol catabolic process. Bases 1 to 1125 code for a protein of 374 amino acids. The record is from RefSeq and is a predicted model, not a curated record. Gene Ontology annotation, molecular function: L-iditol 2-dehydrogenase (NAD+) activity. The transcript has 2 exons.
AUGGCCUCCGCAGCCGUCAGUGCCGGCCGAGAUGGCACCCGUCCUUCUCUGAAGCCGAAUAUCGGUGUUUAUACGAACCCAAAGCAUGACUUGUGGAUUGGCGAGGCUCAGCCCACAGCUGAGAGUGUCUCUGCUCGCGCGGAUUUGAAACCCGGCGAGGUGACUGUGGCCAUUCGGAGUACCGGUAUAUGCGGCUCCGAUGUUCAUUUUUGGCAUGCCGGCUCCAUCGGCCCCAUGGUCGUGGAGGGAAACCACAUCCUGGGCCACGAAUCCGCUGGCGAUGUCAUCGCAGUCCACCCCUCCGUCACAAGCUUGAAAGUUGGGGACCGCGUGGCGGUUGAGCCCAACAUCGUCUGCAAAUCCUGCGAGCCCUGCUUGACAGGACAUUACAACGGCUGCGAGAAGGUCGCGUUCUUGUCCACUCCUCCCGUGCCGGGUCUUUUACGCCGAUACGUCAACCACCCAGCUGUCUGGUGCCACCAGAUUGGCCACAUGUCGUAUGAGAACGGCUCACUUCUCGAGCCUCUCAGUGUCGCCCUCGCCGGCAUGCAACGGGCCAAGAUGCAGCUUGGAGACGCCGUCCUGGUCUGCGGCGCCGGCCCCAUUGGCCUCGUUACCUUGCUGUGCUGCGCCGCUGGCGGCGCCAGCCCGCUCGUCAUCACAGACAUAUCAGAAAGCAGGCUCGCUUUUGCCAAAGAGCUCUGCCCCCGCGCGGUGACGCACAAGAUCGAACCAGGCUCCCCCGAGGACACAGCAAAGGCCAUAGUCAAGGCCUUUGCUGGUGUCGAGCCCGCCCUGACCAUGGAGUGCACCGGGGUCGAAAGCAGCAUCAGUGCGGCCAUCUGGGCGACCAAGUUUGGCGGCAAGGUGUUCAUCAUUGGUGUCGGAAAGAACGAGAUAAACAUUCCAUUCAUGCGCGCCAGCGUGCGUGAAGUCGACAUUCAGCUGCAGUAUCGGUACAGCAACACUUGGCCCCGAGCCAUACGCCUGGUGGAGAGCGGUGUCAUUGACUUGUCCAGGUUGGUGACGCACAGGUUCGCCCUGGAAGAUGCUGUGAAGGCCUUUGAGACGUCUGCAGACCCCAGGAGCGGGGCCAUCAAGGUACAGAUUCAGAGUUUUGACUAG